Messenger RNA from Zea mays, 2118 nucleotides. RefSeq names its product YTH superfamily protein. Gene Ontology annotation, cellular component: cytoplasm. Gene Ontology annotation, biological process: mRNA destabilization. The record is from RefSeq and is marked provisional. Lineage: Eukaryota; Viridiplantae; Streptophyta; Magnoliopsida; Poales; Poaceae. Gene Ontology annotation, molecular function: mRNA binding.
GUCACGUGCAAAGGGGGGAAAACUUCUUUCUCUCUCUUUUUUUUCCCUCCCCCGCCCGAAUCUGAUGCUUAAACCCUCGCCGGGAGGAGGAUUCCAAUCCCGACGCACCAGCCCGCGCCCGCCACCUACAGCCGCGCCCGGAUCUCCGCCAUGGCCGCCGCGCCGCACCAGGCCCAGGGCCCCGCAGAUAGUGUGAUUCCGCUGCAGUCUGAACCUGCACUUGAUAAUAAUCCCUCCAAGAGUGCAAACGCUAGGGACCAGAUUCUUUCUGGUACGGAGAAUGUGACUACAGGCAAUGCACGCGGCGGCAGCUCCUUGAAAUCGCAAAAAGGCCCGCCAGAGAAGGCUAGCUCUGUCGGAAAACCUGGAGAACAACCUUUUCCCUACCAUCAAAAUGUGUAUGCACCACAGCCACAACCACUCUAUCCUGGAGGCUACAUGAACCCUUCAGGACAAUGGGAGGAAUAUCCCCAUUAUGUGAGUAUGGAGGGGCUCCAUUCCGUAUCUCCCGGAAUCUACAAUGACAACCAGUCCCUCAUGCUAUCUCCUGGAUAUGCAAACAAUCCCCAAAUGAUGUAUGGAGCAUAUUCUCCUGUUUCCACCGUUGGGGAUGGCCAACAAUACCUCCCUAUGCAUUUUCCCUUCUCAAGUCCUUACUAUCAACCACCAGCUUCUCCUAGCAUGGGAUAUUCAAGCUCUGCGACUGGAAUAUCCCAAGGAGACCCUAUGCUGCAGCAAGAGUACUUCCUUCCUGAUGGUCUUCUAUAUUCACCCACACAAGGGUAUCAUCAACCAUUCAGCUCAUUCGACAGAGCACCAACACAACUAAAUAAUGCUCCUGGGUUGUUUGGUCAAGGGAAUCUACCACUGGCUUCUGGAAUGCACCAUGGAUCGAUGUAUGGUCCUGGAUCCUACAAGGGACGCCAGCAAGGUAGCAAAUUUGGUGGCAGUACUACAAGUUGGAGUUCUGCUGGCCGCAGAUUUGGUACUAUCGACUUGAGUGGCAAUCAACAAAGGGGCAGCAUGCCAUUUGGUAGUCACAAUGGCUCUCUGGAGUUCAUGAAUGAGCAAAACCGUGGACCACGCGCUACAAAACCGAAGAUACAAGGCACAGAGAACACCUCAGGAGAUGAGAGAAGCGAGAAAAUUGUUCCUCUGAUUGAUAGCGAACUGUACAAUCGCUCUGAUUUUAUAACUGAGUACAAGGAUGCCAAAUUCUUUGUAAUAAAGUCCUACACCGAGGACCAUGUACAUAGGAGCAUUAAGUAUAAAGUUUGGGCCAGCACAGCCAGCGGGAACAGGAAGCUGGAUUCUGCUUACCAUGCAGCCAAAGAGAAAGAAGAGCAUUGCCCUAUUUUCUUGUUUUUCUCAGUUAAUGGGAGUGGCCAAUUCUGUGGCGUGGCUGAGAUGAUUGGACCUGUCGAUUUCGACAGAAGUGUUGAUUACUGGCAGCAGGAUAAGUGGAGUGGCCAGUUCCCUGUGAAGUGGCACAUAAUUAAAGAUGUACCGAACAACCUUCUGCGGCACAUCAUUCUUGAGAACAAUGACAGUAAACCUGUCACAAAUAGCAGGGACACACAGGAGGUGAAGCUGGAACAGGGCCUCCAGAUGCUAACAAUCUUCAAGAACCAUGAGGCUGAGACAACGAUCGUGGAAGAUUUCGACUUCUAUGAGCAGCGGGAGAAAGCCUUGCAGGAGAACAGACGUCAACAGCAGCCUCCCACCACCUAUCCUCAGAAGCUGGUGGAUACCAACGCUCAAGGUCCUGUGGCCGAUAUAUCAGAUGCAUUUGCCAAGGCCGUCCAGUUGAAGGAUACUGCGAACAGCGGGACGACCCCGAAAGCUGAGGGUGCCUCAGCUGAAAAUGGAUCCGCUGCCACAGCCAAGGUUGAAGGGAGUGCAAACCUGAACACAGGCCCUGUGGAGUAGAGUCCGUUUCCCUUCUUUCUGCUAAUUUGGAGCAGCAGAUGAAUUGCAUGCUGCAAUGUGAAUGCCGGAAAAGUGGAAAGUGCAGGUUGAUCGUGUUAAAUAUGGUCGUGGCUGCGUCAGUUGUACAACAUCAUAGGCUUUGUUUUAUCUCCAUUUAUGUUAUAUAAGUUCAAUAUCAUAGUUCCAAAA